AUGACUUUAUUUACUCGUUUCGUUGAGCCAGGUCGCCUUUGUAGAAUCCAGUAUGGACCAGACACAGGAAAGAUGUGCUUCAUUAUUGAUGUCAUUAAUAUGAAUCGUAUUUUGAUUGACGGUCCAACAACCGAUGUAGCUCGUCAAAGCAUUCCUUUAAAGAGACUUACUCUUACUGAUUUCAAAGCAAAGAUCCCUCGUGGUGCUAGAACUGGAACUGUUAAGAAGAUUUUGGAGAAGGAUUCCAGCAUUGAGAGUUUUAACAAGACCACUUAUGGUCAGAAAUGUGCUGCCAAAAUUUUCAAGGCAAAUAUGACUGACUUUGAGCGUCAUGCUCUUUUGGUUGCUCGUAAGAAGAGACAAUACCUCGUCAAACAGAUUCUAAAGACCAAGAAGAACUAA
Messenger RNA from Cryptosporidium ubiquitum, 402 nucleotides. RefSeq names its product ribosomal protein L14. NCBI's taxonomy places the organism in Eukaryota, Apicomplexa, Conoidasida, Eucoccidiorida, Cryptosporidiidae. Gene Ontology annotation, molecular function: RNA binding; structural constituent of ribosome. Gene Ontology annotation, biological process: translation; ribosomal large subunit biogenesis. The coding region runs from base 1 to 402 and encodes 133 amino acids. The transcript has 2 exons. Gene Ontology annotation, cellular component: cytosolic large ribosomal subunit; ribosome. The record is from RefSeq and is a predicted model, not a curated record.